Molecule: messenger RNA, 2927 nt
Organism: Bombus impatiens (common eastern bumble bee)
Lineage: Eukaryota; Metazoa; Arthropoda; Insecta; Hymenoptera; Apidae
Gene: Ythdc1
Product: YTH domain-containing protein 1
Exons: 6
Coding region: 653-2026 (457 amino acids)
Biological process (GO): mRNA splicing, via spliceosome; regulation of alternative mRNA splicing, via spliceosome
Cellular component (GO): nucleoplasm
Molecular function (GO): mRNA binding; N6-methyladenosine-containing RNA reader activity
Source: RefSeq, a predicted model, not a curated record
CCUAUCGAUCGUAAUGAACACGUCAUAUAAUGGACGCCAUGGUUUAUGCAUCCGCCAGGAGAUAAUCAGCUAUUGUGUUUUCAUGGAGAAAAAACCUAAUUCCUUGUGGAAGUCUCCUGUGUAUUUCGUGCAGAGAAAUAAUAGAAAUAGUUGUUAAACGCAUGGUAGUCAUUGAGCAUUCUUGCGUGAGGUGCGAAGUGUGUUAAGUGAAGAACGAGUGUGCACGUAAGUGUGUACGAGCUGCGUAAAGGUUUAUAACAUCAAGGACUUAUGUUUGUAAAACGAACUUUUUUAAUGAAAUCAAUGACGAAAAAGAUGGUUUUGAGUAUGUUUUGUGGUGCUGACGUUGCUAUUAAGAAUAAUAUUCACGACGAACUUUCCUAGGCAUAGCCUUCGCGUUUUAAAAAAGACUGCAUAGAGACGUCAAACGAGUAUGAUGUGUUAUUAUCUGAAAUACAGAAAAACUCGAAGACUCCUCGCCUUCUCAUAUUAAAUAGGCUAAAAAAAAAAGGUUUAAAGGCACCAGAACUGCAUUGGCUCUCUCUUCAUACAAGAAAACCCGAAAAAUCCAGAAAUACAAAGCCUGGAUGACGGGACAAGUGACAACAUACUUUUGAGCAAUAGUGAAAGUGAUCAAAUAAAAAGUGAAAAUAUGGACAAUAAUACAGAUGGAGACAACUUAAAUCUGAGCUGCGGGGAAAAUGAUAUAGUGGAUGAAUUAAAAAUUGCUGCAGAUGAAACUUAUGAUACACGUAGUGAAGUUUCAUCUAGUAGUUCAAAUUCUGAUUCUAGUCAACCAAGCAUAAGCUCUGUUUCAACAAAAUCUUCACGUGGAGAUAAUAAACGUAAUCGAAAAAAUAGGGGGAAGCGUGCUAGAUCCAGAGAUUCUAAAUCUUCUAGCCCUGAAACAAAACGUGCAAGAUCUAAGGAGAGCAAAGGAGUUACUAAGAGCUAUGAUUAUGCAACAAAAUUAAAUUACUUGUUUAGAGAUGCAAGAUUUUUCAUCAUCAAAUCAAAUAAUGCUGAAAAUGUCACACUAUCAAAGGCUAAAGGAGUAUGGAGUACAUUACCCCAAAAUGAAGCCAAUUUAAAUCAAGCUUAUAGAGAAUCCAGAAAUGUUCUGCUUGUUUUUUCUGUGAAAGAAUCAGGGAAGUUUGCUGGGUUUGCAAGACUGAGUACAGAAUCUAGAAGAGAUGGAGCACCAAUUUCUUGGGUACUACCACCUGGAUUGUCUGCAAAAGCUUUGGGUGGUGUAUUUAAAGUUGAUUGGAUAUGUAGGAAAGAAUUACCAUUUACAGCAACACUACAUUUAUAUAAUCCAUGGAAUGAUGGUAAACAGGUGAAAAUCGGACGUGAUGGGCAGGAAAUCGAACCAAGAGUUGCAGAAGAAUUAUGCCGAUUAUUUCCAGAAGAUGAAGGAAUUGAAAUGACCCCUAUUUUGAGAAAAUCUAAGGAAGCAGCAAAACAUAUUAUGAAAUCUCGUUCAUAUCGGGAUAAUAGACCUGUUAAUAGCAGCCCUAGAUUUUUGCGCUCAAGGGGAGGCAGAGGACGUAGACUUUUCUUAACUUCACGAUCUCGUUUAGCUUCAUUAGCUAGAGGAUCCCAUUUAGUUGGUACUGAACAUAGAGGAUCAAGAGAUCAUCAUCAUCAUCGGUAUGCUACUUGGUUCAAUCGAAGUGAUUCUCCUUAUUCCAAGGGAUACGGUAGCACAGGAUUGGGUGUAGCUGCUGCAGCUGAAGCAUAUGUUGCAGAUUAUAUGCGUACUAUGCAACAUCAGCUGCCUCCUCUACCUCCUUAUGCUGCACCUCAUCCAUAUGAUUCUUUACCUCCGCCGCCGCCACCACCUAGGUAUUACGAUGGUUUACCAUUACCACCUGAUUACAGUGCAGCGGCAUCCGCACUUGAAAAACGUAGUUACGAAAGGAGUGUAGACGAAUUCUUGUGGAGAACAGCAAGUCGUCAUAGCCGACACAGUGACCAUCGAUCCUCUCGUGAUCAUCAUCAUAGAUAUAGGGACCGUAGAUAAGAAAUUUUGAAUAUUAUCUUUAUUCACCUAUUCUGUCAUUUCUUCAUUCAUGCACAUAUAGUAAGGGUUUUUAAGGUACCGUAACACUUAUAAUCAUGGCAAUAGUAAAUGUUUAAUUAUCAUGUGAUUAUUCGUACUAAUAAUUCAGAAAGAAGUAAUUUAAAGUUUUAAUUGUAUAGAUAAACAUAUUUACAUAUUUGAGUAAUACUUUGUUUUUAACAGAAUUGAAAUAUCAUUUUAGAUGAAAUAAUACGAAAUUGUAAAAAUAAUUUAAUCAAUUUUUUCUUUCACAUAAUAUAUAAUAAAAAAGCUGUAAAACUGAUUCACAAUUUACCAGCUCUUGUGUUAUAUGCAUUUAGUAUCAAUGAAACAUAAGUUUUUUGAUUAAUAGUCUACUUAACUUAGUUUCUAAUUUUUACUACUUAUUUUCUAAUCUUUUCAUUAUAUUCAAUUUAAACAUAUAUAUACGUAUAUUUUUGUAAUUUUUACAUAUGUUGAUAUAUUUGAGCUUUUUUACAAAUAAAGAUAUUGAAUUGUGAAUCAACUAAAUCAUGAUAAACAACUGCUUUUGCAUUAUCUAAUAUGCGAAUUUCUAUAAUCGAAUUGUAUCAUUUUAAUAUAGACCACUGCCGUCGAUAAAAAUUUACUUUUCCAGCACUCUAAAACGAUUAAAACGAAUAAACUACUUAAUACGAACUACAAUCUUUUCACAAACUAAAAUUUAUGAAGAUAAUCAAUAGCAGAAAAAAAUAUUUUGGUCAUAAUUAGCAAUAUGUAUCACUCAUAAAUUGCAUGUAAUUAUCGCUAUUAAGUACAGAAACAGCCUAACAUUAUGAAUAUAAACUGAUUUAUAUAGUAUGUUUUUGACGUUAUUUCGUAGUAAAGAUUUUAAAAAAAUUAA